UCCAAAUGGUAUAGUUGGCACAUCGCUCCCUGCUGUCCUGCGAUGUUUUUCGUUUUCUAGCAACCCAUUUUCGUUGGGCAAGCUUUCACUUUUUUCCCCGUCUACGUUUAUUAAACCAAUCUGGGAUCAACCUCGGCUGUAUUUCUUCAAAAUCUGCUACUACAAGAGACAUAUGGACUUAUAGAAUCUGCACAGAAUUCGUCGUUAAGCGCUGUUCGAUCUAGCUGGUCAAAGACAAAGUAAUAUAAGAUAAAGAAUAUGUUAGUUCGAUACGAUACCGAUCGCCAAGAGUGCAGUGCACAUAGCUCGCAAAGAAAUGAACGCAUCAAUGUGGAUGAGAGCAUCAUCUGUAAGGAGGAGUGCGUAGAUCUUGGUGGUGAUCUUUCAAAGGACAGGGGGAAAAGCAGACCGAUAAAUGUAAGGCCUUCGAAACGAAAUGCUGGCAAGCAAGGCCAUUCGAUUCUUAGCAUACGACCACUCAAGCAUCGACCGAACAAUAAUACGAGGCUAAGAGUGCUGGCUCCAAUGAAUCACACGGGUACUCCAAGUGAACCAGGAGACAAUCACUUGAGCCAGGAAAUUGAGCGUACAUGUUCUGGCCAGGAAAACUCUCGUCGAGCAUUGUUGCCAGAUAGCCUGUACUUCUCGGCAAACAUGGGCCAUCCAAUAUCAGACCUUUCACCAGAGCACAACAGAAACACAAGCACUAUGUCUAGACUUCCAACGAGCCCUCAACUGGACCCUGUGAUGGGUGGCUCAUUCCAGCACAUGAAGACGGAAGUGAAACUCGAAGCCCCGGUCUCAGGGCUCCAAACAAAUCAAGAUACGAUAAACUUGAUGAAAAGACCAGCCGAAGACAAUAAUGCACCCCCGAAUAAAAGGCGAAAGACCAAAAGCCACAACGAUGUUGAGGAAUCGGACCAUGAUCGAGAUUACUACUCUGGAAGCGGUGCGGUUGAGAAAAAAAAACAAGAGACAUUCGCGUGUCCAUUUUACAGAAAGGAUCCAGUUCGCUUUCUCGAGUGUAUAAAUCUCAGAAUGGUCACUAUAUCAAUCGUCAAGCAACACCUGAAGAGACGACAUGCAGCAAACCUGUAUUGCUCUGUCUGCAAACAGGGGUUUCCCUCUUCAAAGCUGUAUGAGGAUCAUCUACAGAGAGGAAGCUGUUCUCGCAGUGUAAUAGAUAGCUCUCAUACUAUACCCCCUCACAUUUUGGAGGCUCUCAAGCUUCGUUCCGACAGACGCAUAUCGUCAGAAGCUCAGUGGCAAGAGAUCUAUGUCCUUAUUUUUGGGACAUCGGAUACUAUACCAAAGCCGUUCUUAGAUGGUAUUGCUCAAGAGAUGACGGGAAUAAUUCGUGAUAUCUGGAGGCAAGACGGCAGCCAAAUUGUGUCAAAGUCUGUUCAAGAACGAGGUUUACCAGCUACCCCAGGACAACUGUUCGAUAUACUACCGGAGCUUCUCGAUAAGGUUGAGGAUCGAUUCGAAAACAAGCCGCUGAAGCAAGAAUCGGAUGAGCAGCUUCCUAAUAUCAAAAGGGCUAUGACGGAAACCAACAUAAGAGCAAGAGACGACUCUUACCAGGGAUCUACGAGUCUAGAACAUUACCCCAACGCCGGGGUUUAUGCGUCAGACUUUGAUUCCAUGUCAAGCUCAGCUUUUCUACCCAGUGACUUCCUAAAAUCAAUGUCCUUCGCUGGAAAUCAUUCGGAUCUCCAGUCAGUUGAGGAAGCGUUCGGACCAGAGGAGACUGACUCUGAGUACGCGACUACCAGCUUUGCCGGGCAUACAGAGCCAUUGAUUUGUAUGACAGCAUUUGACCCUGCUGAUCGCCCCUAUGAUAUUUUCCAGCAAGGUCCACUAUCACAGACAGCUGGAACAGACAUCUAUGAAGAUUGGCUUGGGCUCUCUGAGGAUUACUCUCUGAACUUUUUGGAGGAAUAAAGAUAUUAGCUAGCAUCAUUUUGCACAUAGAAAAGCUGUGUUCAUCGAUAUUUCGACACCUAGUUAUGCUCCUACUUUGCAACAGCGAACAGGUUAGUUUUGCCUUGACACAUUAUCAGAUGGAGGCUACCAUUGAAAGGAAUUGAAUAUAGUGAAUGAAUCUGUGUUUUGCUCUGAAAGUAGCAUAUACACUCUUACUCCGCUGGAUUAUAUAAAAGAUGAAGUGAUGGCAGAUCUGAAAGCUGGUUCUCCUGAAAGCAGGUUACUAACCAAAUGGCGUAGACUCCGUGGUUAUUCCAAGGAUGUCUCGAUAUUUUGCCACCCAGGUAAACGCUUUUAUCCGCUUACGCUGCACAAACAGGUGAGACCAUGUUCUCAACAAACCAUAUCAGACCCAUACAGGGAACAAAGUUUUAAAGAAUGUUUAGUAGCGGAGAUAACGCUUUCGGGUCCGAUGGAGGAGAUAGAGUUAUGGUAAGUCUUAUAUCAAAUGGAAAACACCUAUAAUAUAGGAGUAAAUACUUUAUUGAUCUUUAUAAAAGAGUAAUCCGCC
Molecule: messenger RNA, 2497 nt
Organism: Fusarium verticillioides 7600
Lineage: Eukaryota; Fungi; Ascomycota; Sordariomycetes; Hypocreales; Nectriaceae
Exons: 2
Coding region: 259-1944 (561 amino acids)
Source: RefSeq, a predicted model, not a curated record